CUUAGCGCGGCCCAGUUCGCCGGGGCUACCAAGCCGUACCUCGCGUAUUGACGUUGAGUUCAGUUAUUGAACUGAGACAUAACAUAAUGUAACGACAGAAAUGGCAAUGAUUGCUCUAAUCUUCGCAAUAUUCCUCGUCAAUCGAGUUAAGCCCGAGCAAAUAGGCAUAACUGCGUUGCGCGCCAUUGACGUAAAUACUUUACCAGAAGUCUCUUCUGAAGCCGUUUUUGCGUUGCAAAUCCGACAAAUUCCGACCACAUCGGAAGCGACGCCCGCGGCCUCCGCCGGAAACAAUCUGAAUGUCGUUGCCACCUCGCAGCGGCUGGAUGUAGCUGGGAAUUUCAUACCAAUCUCCACAAUUUACUCGUUUCAACAUAAGAAAGCUUCAAAUGAAAAAUAUGAUGGCAAAGGAAACGUUGAUUUACUUAUAUCUUCUGAUGAAAGCGCGAAAAAUAAACAGGAAAAUUCCUUUGCAAAUUCCUACAGUGAGAAUGUGCGAUCUUUGCCUUUAGUUUGGGACAACUGCUUAGAAACAACUUAUAAGGAAAGUCAAAGGAAUUUGUUUGAACUUCAUAACGACAUGGAAACAGCCCAUCACGAUAUGCCGGUGAAAGAUAAUAAUAACAAAGGCAAUUUUAAUAUUUGGAGCAAAAGAAAUACGAAUGAGAAUAAUACAACAGCGAUGAGAGCGUGGUUGGACAAAUAUAACGCCUUGAAAAAUGCAAAUUUUGGAGAGAGACGUCAACCACUACCAGAUUCCGCCCUAAUAAGGAAACUCUCGACGUUGUCACCCACAACUCCUUCAACAACUUUACAAAUAGUACCAAUAACGAGGGAAGUAUUCAAGGAAGACACGGAAGAUAUUUUUGUGGAAUUUGUAACAGAUAAAAAUAUAAGUGUGGAAAACACGGCUUACACCGAAGAUUGGUUUGCGGCAAAGGACAAAACUAAAAUAAAAUUUAGUGGACAGCCUCAAAGAGAAACUUAUUUGAUACCGACACUGAAAUUGGACAAAGGAUUUCAUCCUUUCGGCUUCAUGUCCGAGUUUUUUUCUUUGAUAUAUCCAUUUGAAUUUCCAGUUGGCCUUCUUCAGGACGUAGUAUGGGGAAAGUUUAAUUUUCCCUACUCAUUUCUACAGUCAAUCAAAAUAGAAUCAACGUUCCUGGGUUUCGUUGUAGUGUUCGCCUGCAUGGCACUGGUGAUACCUUCAUACCUUAUCGUACUUGGCAUCCUGUCACUACUAGCAGGGUCCCGGUGUAAUGAUGACACCGAAACUGGGGCUUUAUUUCCUGAAGCUGAAACAUCGAAAUGCAGUGACCGCGUCGUUAUUGUGGUGGCUUUAUUCUUUGUUUUGGUUUGUUGCAUACUAAUCUCUGGGAUGGCAGUAACCAACGAGCAAGCUCAUGAAGCAGCGAACAGCAGCAGGAACGUGGUAAAUUGCGCCUGUGCCGAUGUGGCUGCGUGGUUAGCUGCAGCUGCAAGGGAGUUACAUCAUAGUCUUGUUCCGCCUAUCGAUAUGGUCUUGCAGGCUUAUAAGGAUGAUUUGAGAAAUGUGGAAACGCUGUUAGGAGAACCUAUUCAACAGGCUAUAGCUUCGGAGAGUGGAAUUGAUUUGGUGUUUGAUUCAAUGAAUGAUAUAGUUUCAGAGACAGACGAUCUAUCUUCAAAGAUAUCAUCUCUACGUGACAUGAGUAUACGAGCUGGAGCAUUAGCAUCAGCCACAGCAGACAAAAUCAGAGACUUGGGCCGUCAGAUAGACAAUGUGAAGAAACACUGCACGUUGAAAGACGCGCCACUUUGCGACACUGUUAACACAAAUUCUUUGGAAUUAUUGUUGAAGUUUGAUUUGAUACUACAUGAGCAACAGCUAAUGGAGCUUCGUUCUUUAGGCGUAGAAAAUUUAACUCGCGCAGUGUCUAAUGCGAAGCAAGAAUUCCGUACCCUACCUAAUGCUAUUUCCACUCAAACAUCGCAAGUCAGAGAAGACAUUCUUCGUGAUAUAGAAACCCAAAGACAACAAGUCCAUAACUCCGUGCGGAUAUUGACAGACAUUGUGAGGCAUUUGAACGCUGGACUUCACUCAGUCGCCAGAAAGAUUGAAUCCGGGCUGGAGAGAGUUCAGAAGUAUGAGUUCUGGAGAUGGACUAUUAUGUUAGCGAGCAUUGUAAGUUUCGGGUUCGUGAUGGUCCUCAUUCUUCUCGGCAUGAUGUGCGGGUGUGGUAAUGCUAAAGGACACGCUAAAAGAACUUUGCAAGUAUCAUCGGGGUGGUUAUGCUUCAUCUCGCUGGCUUUAUGGAGCCUGAUUUCCGCCGCGUUCCUCAUCACAGGACACGCCGAGGUUUACGUCUGCCAUACACUAUGGGACACUCAGUACACUACACUUUCGAAUCUAUUGGACAGACCGUCCCCUCUUUUACAAGAUAAGGAAGGUAUAUUCGACGUCAUAUUCAGAGAUAUCGAAAACAUUACUAUUGAUGUCUCUGUUAAAGAUAUUUUAAGAGACUGCGAAAAAGACCAUCCAGCCUACGUAGUGUUCCAACUUGAGAAAGUUAUAGACGUUAAUAAAGAAACAUCCUACUUUGAAUGGCAAGAACUACAAACAGAUUUAGGACGACUUGCUUCUUUGAUAGAUGUUGCGUUUUUGAAAACUGUAUCUGCUUAUUUUAAUAAGCUGCUGACUCAAAUGUUGGUCGUUUCUGAUGUUAAUUUAGCUAAAUAUAGGAUGGACUACAACGGCCCCAUAGUUGGAAAAGACCUACCAUCUCUUGUGGAUCAACUCGAAAACAUUGCAGCACAAGUCACAGAUCUUACUACAGCAGGAAGAUUAGAAACUCUAGCAACCCGCUUGCAAAGACUGCACGCCACAAACAUAAAACCCCUAGAACAAUUACGUGCAGAUUUGGUAUUUAAGCUAACGGAAUUAGAACUACAAAUGAUGCCAUUCAGAAGAAAGUUAAACAUCUCAUUGAGUCACAUUCAUACCGCUCAAUUUUAUAUUGACAAUCAGGGAGACGUGAUUGCCCAUAAAAGAGUAUCGAUCUACGUGACUCGUUUAGUCUCCCACGCAGCUGGUUGGAGAACCCACGUUUUGGCAUCAACUGGAAAGCAUGCUGCGAAAUGUCGGCCACUAUUCGACGUUUACUCUGCAUUGAGAGCUCUGUUGUGCACGAACUAUGUUUCUUCUUUGCACGGGUGGUGGGUUCUUGGAUCAAUAUUAGGUCUGCUAUGGUGCACAGCGGUUGCUCCUCUAUGUGUCAAGUUAUGCCGUAUUUAUGGACGAAAGAUUAGGGCGCAGGAAGCUUUAGCACUUGCUAAUUUGGGUUCAGGGCCACAAGAAACUCCUACGACAGUAUUAUGUGGCAGUAACAACAACUGGAAUACACCGGGGCCCCCUGCUCCACCUCCACGAAGUGACAGCUGGUGAAGAAAAUUAACGAGGAACUUGAAAAUUUCGCAGAAAUGCACAAACCGCUAUGAACCUGCCUUAAUAAUUAAUACCGAUCACGUGACAUUUUUGUAAAAAAUAUUUCCAAGAAAAUGUUAUUUAGGAAAC
This is a messenger RNA of Hyposmocoma kahamanoa, 3553 nucleotides long. It is a transcript of the gene prom, whose product is annotated as prominin-1-A. Bases 101 to 3424 code for a protein of 1107 amino acids. Gene Ontology annotation, cellular component: membrane. The transcript is spliced from 18 exons. NCBI's taxonomy places the organism in Eukaryota, Metazoa, Arthropoda, Insecta, Lepidoptera, Cosmopterigidae. The record is from RefSeq and is a predicted model, not a curated record.